This is a messenger RNA of Poecile atricapillus (Black-capped chickadee), 3659 nucleotides long. RefSeq names its product discs large MAGUK scaffold protein 2 (gene DLG2). Gene Ontology annotation, biological process: chemical synaptic transmission. The transcript is spliced from 22 exons. NCBI's taxonomy places the organism in Eukaryota, Metazoa, Chordata, Aves, Passeriformes, Paridae. The coding region runs from base 1 to 2616 and encodes 871 amino acids. The record is from RefSeq and is a predicted model, not a curated record. Gene Ontology annotation, cellular component: neuromuscular junction; neuron projection; postsynaptic density membrane. Gene Ontology annotation, molecular function: kinase binding.
AUGCACGGGCACCUCUCCCGGCAGCACAGCUGCGGCAGGGGCGCCGAGGGCUCGGACGGGGGCAGGAAUGUGCCCCCCGCCGCCAGGGAUGGCCACUGCGCCUGCCGCUGGCAGCAGCAUCCGCCGGGCCUCCAGCACAGCUGUCAGGCGCUGCCCUCGUGGGGAGCCGCGGCUGGCAGCCAGGGCAGGGGCAAGUUGGUCCCGUUGUGGGACACGGCGCGGAAGAGCCCCCCCAAAUCCCCGGCCAAGCCGCAGGGCAGCCCGGGACAGUGGUGGUCAGAGUGCGGCUGUGCCCACGGCUGGGGCCACCCGGUGCAGGCAAGCCCUGCCCCUAUAAUUGUCAACACAGACACCUUGGACACAAUCCCUUAUGUCAAUGGAACAGAAAUUGAAUAUGAAUUUGAAGAAAUUACUUUGGAAAGGGGAAAUUCUGGCCUGGGGUUCAGUAUUGCUGGAGGUACAGAUAACCCACACAUUGGGGAUGAUCCUGGGAUAUUCAUUACUAAGAUUAUACCAGGAGGAGCUGCAGCAGAGGAUGGAAGACUCAGGGUCAAUGAUUGCAUCUUGCGAGUGAACGAGGUUGACGUGUCAGAAGUGUCACACAGCAAAGCCGUGGAGGCCCUGAAGGAGGCUGGUUCCAUAGUGCGCUUGUACGUCCGGCGAAGAAGACCUAUACUGGAGACCGUCGUAGAGAUCAAGUUGUUCAAGGGACCGAAAGGUCUAGGAUUCAGUAUUGCAGGAGGGGUGGGGAACCAACACAUCCCUGGGGACAACAGCAUUUAUGUCACCAAGAUUAUCGAUGGGGGAGCAGCACAAAAAGAUGGGAGAUUGCAGGUUGGAGAUAGACUUCUUAUGGUAAAUAAUUACAGUUUGGAAGAAGUUACCCAUGAAGAGGCAGUAGCGAUACUGAAGAACACAUCAGAUGUAGUGUAUCUGAAAGUUGGAAAGCCCACUACCAUUUACAUGACAGAUCCAUAUGGCCCACCAGAUAUUACUCACUCUUAUUCUCCACCAAUGGAAAAUCACAUACUGUCUUCUGGAAACAAUGGCACUUUAGAGUACAAGGCAUCCCUGGCCCCUAUCUCACCAGGAAGAUACUCACCCAUUCCAAAGCACAUGCUUGUGGAGGACGACUACACCAGUCAUUCCCAGCACAGCACUGCAACGCGUCCACCCACAGUGAGCUUGCAGCGGACCAUUUCUGUGGAAGGAGAGCCUCGAAAAAUCAUCCUGCACAAGGGCUCCACAGGACUUGGUUUCAACAUUGUGGGAGGUGAAGACGGGGAAGGCAUUUUCGUGUCUUUCAUCCUCGCAGGUGGGCCAGCGGAUCUCAGUGGAGAACUGCAGCGAGGAGAUCAAAUCUUAUCUGUGAACGGCAUUGACCUGCGAGGUGCUACCCAUGAGCAGGCUGCGGCUGCGCUCAAAGGAGCGGGGCAGACGGUAACGAUCAUAGCACAAUACCAGCCGGAGGAGUACGCUCGAUUUGAGGCAAAAAUCCAUGACCUGCGUGAGCAGAUGAUGAAUCACAGCAUGAGUUCUGGGUCUGGCUCCCUGAGGACUAAUCAGAAGAGGUCACUGUAUGUCAGAGCCAUGUUUGACUAUGACAAGAGCAAAGACAGUGGCCUCCCAAGCCAAGGACUCAGUUUCAAGUAUGGAGACAUCCUUCACGUCAUCAACGCCUCAGAUGAUGAAUGGUGGCAGGCUAGGAGGGUCACUCUGGAGGGGGACAGUGAGGAGAUGGGAGUUAUACCCAGCAAGAGGAGAGUUGAAAGAAAGGAGCGUGCACGUUUGAAGACGGUGAAAUUCAACGCAAAACCUGGUGUAAUUGAUGCAAAAGGGUCAUUCAAUGACAAGCGUAAAAAGAACUUCAUCUUUUCACGAAAAUUCCCAUUCUACAAGAGCAAGGAGCAGAGUGAGCAGGAAACAAGUGAUCCAGAACAACAUGUUUCUUCUAAUGCCAGCGAUAGUGAAAGUAGCUACAGAGGCCAAGAGGACUGCAUCCUUUCUUAUGAACCUGUCACAAGACAGGAAAUUAAUUACACCAGGCCAGUUAUUAUUCUGGGUCCUAUGAAAGAUCGGAUCAAUGACGAUUUGAUAUCUGAGUUCCCUGAUAAAUUUGGGUCAUGUGUACCACAUACCACACGGCCAAAGCGUGACUAUGAAGUGGAUGGGAGAGAUUAUCAUUUUGUCAUUUCAAGAGAACAAAUGGAGAAAGACAUCCAAGAGCACAAAUUUAUAGAAGCUGGGCAGUACAAUGAUAAUUUGUAUGGAACUAGUGUCCAGUCUGUGAGAUUUGUGGCAGAAAGGGGCAAGCACUGUAUACUUGAUGUGUCAGGAAAUGCUAUCAAACGACUACAAGUUGCACAACUCUAUCCCAUUGCUAUCUUCAUUAAGCCCAAAUCAUGGGAGCCUCUGAUGGAAAUGAAUAAACGUCUUACAGAGGAGCAAGCAAAGAAAACCUAUGAUCGAGCAAUUAAAUUAGAACAAGAAUUUGGAGAAUAUUUCACAGCUAUUGUCCAAGGAGAUAGCUUAGAAGAUAUAUAUAAUCAAUGCAAACUUGUAAUUGAAGAACAAUCUGGGCCUUUCAUCUGGAUUCCUUCAAAGGAAAAAUUAUAAAUUAGCCACUGCACCUCUGAUUACGACGAGAGAAUAUUUAGAAGAAAACUAUAAUAUACUAUUUGGAGGCUUUCCUGUUUUUGUUGCAUUUAUGUUCUUUGCAGUCAAUGUGAAUUUUGAUGAAUGUACAACACAAAGUGUUUGAAGCCAUGAAGGACACUGAUGGGUCAAAGGGUAGGAACAAAAAGACUUCUACCAUAUAAAGCAAAUCUGUUGUGUGCUCAGAGCACGAGUUGUAGGUAUAAACUUUUGACAUGGAGACCCUCUGUCAAGGGGAGCUAAGCCACCUCCUGUGCCCACGCGGACAUUUUGAUCAAUUUCAAUGGCUGAGCUCAGUGUGUUGAUUGCUUUAGAGAAGUUCCCAGCUCUUGAACCUCAUAUAGGGCUUGAUCCUGCAAGGCGCUCAGCACUUGACCCCAAUUCCUACACAUGAGUAGCCUGUUGACUUGGAGUCACUUGUGACCCUUCCCUAUGCCGUUCAGUCCCACCAGUUCCAGUAGGACUAUUCACGUGCUCAAAGCUAAGCACAGGCUUAAGCAUUUUUGCUAGAUCAGGGCCACAUGCACCUUGCAAAAUCAAGCUCAGAGUAUUUGGUCCACAUCCUACUGAGGUCACUGUUAGGACACUGUGACCUGACUGGGAGGUGGGUCCUGUUCUAAGCUUGUCAUUGCACAUUUGUAGUUGGUACACCUCGACUUUGGUAACUAUGCACAUCUUUUGAUUUCUGAAACCAAGUCAAGCAUUUCUUUUUUCCCCUUUGGAAGCACUAUUGCAUCAGGAGCUACCAACAAUAUGGUUUAUUUUGAUGGUGUUUAGGGGUGGGAGAGGAUGGAAGCAUUUCACAUCACACACACAUGCACACAAACACAUUCCCAUGCGGACACACACAUGUAUGAGGAUUCACAGCAUCUAUGUUAACAAGGAGGGAUACAACUGGGAAAAGCUUUAAAAUUUUUGAUUGUCUAUUUUAUCAUUUAUAUUGAUAGAAGGCACUUAAAGAUGGAAUAAUUUAUAAAAAUAAAAAUAUAUUGAUGUAUAGAAAC